AUGAAGGUUUCGACUAUUUCUCUGAUCGCCUCCACGCUUUUCGCGGUGGCCAGUGCCGGCCCUCUCACCCUCCUCAAGAGAAACUCCCGGUGGAACUACCAAACAGAUAAGAUCUACGGUGUCAACAUCGGAGGAUGGCUCGUGUUGGAGCCCUACAUCACUCCCUCCUUGUUCGAGGCCGCUUCCGAAACCUCGGAAGUGCCUGUGGACGAGUGGCAUUACACACAGGCUCUUGGCAAGGACGAGGCAGAGUCCCGGUUGCAAGAGCACUGGUCCACGUGGAUAACUGAAACAGAUUUCGAGUACAUUGCCGCUGCUGGCCUCAACUUUGUGCGGUUGCCUAUUGGGUACUGGGCGUUCCAGCUUGCGGACGGCGACCCAUACGUUCAGGGCCAGGUCGAGUAUCUGGACAAGGCUUUGGAGUGGUGUGGAAACCACGGACUUAAGGCCUGGAUUGACCUGCACGGUGCUCCGGGCUCUCAGAACGGGUUCGACAACUCUGGCCGUCGCGGAGAAAUUAGCUGGCAAAACACCACCGGCUACGUGGACCUGACCGUGGACAUUCUGGACCAGAUCACCACGAAAUACGCCGGCUCCAAGUACGCGGACGUGGUGAUUGGCAUCGAGCUGCUAAACGAGCCGUUGGGCUCGGAACUCAACUUUGACGAGCUCGUGGACUUCUACAACAAGGGCUACGAGCUCGUGAGAAACCACGGCGACGCUCCGGUGAUCAUCCACGACGCGUACUUGCCAGACCACACGUUCGACAACGUGCUCAACACCGAGCAGGACCCCAAUGCCUGGGACGUGGUGGUGGACCACCACCAUUACCAGGUGUUUGACGUUGGUUCUUUGCAGCAGACGAUCGACGAGCACGUCAAGACGGCCUGUGGCUGGGGCUGGUCCGAAAACACAGAGUUCCACUGGAGCUUGUGCGGAGAGUGGACUGCUGCUCUCACCGACUGCGCCAAGUGGCUCAACGGCGCCAACAGAGGAGCAAGAUACGACGCCACGUUCUCCAACACAGAAUAUAUCGGCUCGUGCAACCAGCUGUACACGGCUGACGACAGCUACUUCACCGACGACGUGGUGGCCAACUAUAGAAAGUACGUGGAGGCACAGAUGGACUCGUUCUUGUACGGCAAGAACGCCGGCUGGGUGUUCUGGUGCUGGAAGACCGAAAACACCAUCGAGUGGGAUUUCCAAAGACUCUUGGGCUUGGGCAUCAUUCCUCAACCACUGGACGAUAGACAGUAUCCUAACCAGUGUGGUUUUGAGUGA
This is a messenger RNA of Ogataea philodendri, 1281 nucleotides long. RefSeq lists its product as uncharacterized. Gene Ontology annotation, cellular component: cell surface; extracellular region. Gene Ontology annotation, molecular function: glucan exo-1,3-beta-glucosidase activity. Gene Ontology annotation, biological process: glucan catabolic process. The record is from RefSeq and is a predicted model, not a curated record. The transcript has a single exon. Lineage: Eukaryota; Fungi; Ascomycota; Pichiomycetes; Pichiales; Pichiaceae. Bases 1 to 1281 code for a protein of 426 amino acids.